AUGGCGACGGCGGCGGCGACAUCUCCGGCUACCGCGCCCUCCUCCUUCCCCUCCACCGCCCGAAAGUCCACCCUCACGACCCUCCGCGUCUCUAGGAAGCUCAAACUCGCCCCCGCUGCGCUCUCGUCCGACCCGUCCCCGGCCUUCCGGUCCGUCACGGCGUUCGCGCCGGCCACGGUGGCCAACCUCGGCCCGGGCUUCGACUUCCUCGGCUGCGCUGUCGCCGACGCGUCCCUCUCCCUCGGUGACACUAUCACUGCCACCCUCGACCCAGCUCUGCCGCCCGGCACCGUCGCCAUUUCCGCCGUCACCUCCCCAGCCCGCCCGGACCUCGCCGCCCGCCUCUCUCGCGACCCGCUCCGCAACUGCGCGGGCAUUGCCGCCGUUGCCACGCUCCGUGCCCUCGGCGUUCGCUCCCACGCCGUCUCCCUCGAGCUCGCCAAGGGCCUGCCCCUCGGCUCCGGCCUCGGCUCCUCCGCCGCGUCCGCCGCCGCCGCCGUCAAGGCCGUCGACGCGCUCUUCGGGUCCCUGCUCUCCCCCCACGAACUCGUCCUCGCCGGGCUCGAGUCCGAGAAGGCCGUCAGCGGCUUCCACGCCGACAACAUCGCCCCGGCCAUCCUCGGCGGCUUCGUGCUCGUCCAAAGCUACGACCCGUUCAAGCUCGUCCAGCUUCCCUGCCCGCCGUCCCUCCGACUCUGCUUCGUCCUCGUCACGCCGGACUUCGAGGCGCCCACUUCCAAGAUGCGCGCCGCGCUGCCCAAGCACGUCGACAUCGGCCAGCACGUCCGCAACGCCAGCCAGGCCGCCGCGCUCGUCGCCGCCGUGCUGCUGGGCGACACUGCCGGCAUUGGCUCCGCCAUGUCGUCAGACGGCAUUGUUGAGCCCACCAGGGCGCCACUCAUACCCGGCAUGGCCGCGGUCAAGGCCGCUGCUCUGGAGGCCGGGGCGUUGGGAUGCACCAUCAGCGGAGCCGGCCCGACCGCUGUGGCUGUCAUCCAGGGGGACGAGAAGGGGGAGCAGAUUGCGAGGAGGAUGAUUGACGCCUUCUGGUUGGCAGGAAAGCUCAAAGCAACAGCCACCGUCGCCCAGCUAGAUAGAGCCGGUGCGAGGGUUAUCGCCACUUCUAGAUUGGAGUAGAAAGGUAACCUCUCAGUCUCUGAAAUGUGUAUCACUC
Messenger RNA from Lolium rigidum, 1174 nucleotides. Its product is annotated as homoserine kinase-like. Gene Ontology annotation, molecular function: homoserine kinase activity; ATP binding. The record is from RefSeq and is a predicted model, not a curated record. The transcript has a single exon. The coding region runs from base 1 to 1137 and encodes 378 amino acids. Lineage: Eukaryota; Viridiplantae; Streptophyta; Magnoliopsida; Poales; Poaceae. Gene Ontology annotation, biological process: L-threonine metabolic process.